This is a messenger RNA of Gadus macrocephalus (Pacific cod), 3188 nucleotides long. Its product is annotated as potassium voltage-gated channel subfamily S member 2. Lineage: Eukaryota; Metazoa; Chordata; Actinopteri; Gadiformes; Gadidae. Gene Ontology annotation, molecular function: protein binding; delayed rectifier potassium channel activity. Gene Ontology annotation, cellular component: membrane; voltage-gated potassium channel complex. The transcript has 10 exons. Gene Ontology annotation, biological process: potassium ion transmembrane transport; protein homooligomerization; regulation of delayed rectifier potassium channel activity. The record is from RefSeq and is a predicted model, not a curated record. The coding region runs from base 1023 to 2513 and encodes 496 amino acids.
CAAUAAAGCUACUGUUUAGCUGCUCAUAGAUGACACACAGGCUACCCAAACUAGUAAACGUUGUUCAAAGUUUGGAAAUAGAUUUAGCACACAAAAAUUUAAAAAUACAAAUAGAAGAAUGAAAGGGAUUGUAGAUUGUAUGCUUAAUUAAUUCAGAGUAGGCCUACCAGUAGGCAUACAUGCUGACCAACUACGUGACAUUAAAUGUUUAUUUAUCUAUAGGCCUACUUAGGCAACCCUAACCCUAACCCUUAUAACAAUAUUUAUAACAUUAUAUGCUUAAAAUAUGCAUUGAUUUCGUGCUUUGUUUGAUGUAACGCCCCAUCUUCGCAACUAGAUGGGGACAUGCCUCUCAGUAAAGAUUAAGAACGCUGAAUAAAGAGGCAAAUUAAGCCUAAACCAUUCUUGAGAAUUACAACGACUUCAAUGUGCAUAAUGUUCGGCUCAACGUCUGUAUAUGUUGUUUAAUGCACACACAAAUAAAGUAUUUUCUUGUUCAUGGCGUGCAGGCUACUUCUACAGAACCGUUUCGAGAAAUGAAGGACCUACAAAUUAGGCUACUUUAAAACUAAAGUUCGAACAAUAAAAUCUAAUCUGUGCAGACUCAAGUAAACCACUUAAUAUGUAUAUUUUAAAUCUCGUUGGACGCGGAGGAUUUAAAAGCCAACGUUUCUAUUGAUUAAGACAAAUUAUCUGAAGAGAGACGGUCUUGGCAUUGGACACAUGCAUCGAAGACUUCCGGAUAAUACCGAAGGGUCCCGGCGGAGUGAGGAGCAGCGCGCGGACGGGACGGGAGGGUUCGGGGAUACCCGAACAGAGGGGAAGAGAUGCCAACCCACUGGUUCGUUUCAUCAUAGGGCUCUAUAUAGAUAUUCAUCAUGAAAUCUUGACCAUUUUUAAGUUAAAGUUAUACAAUAAACGGGUCAUGGGGUAAUAGGGCCUUAAAAAAGGCUAAUAAGUCAGAUCAUGCAAAGUAAAGAAGGGAACAUUUCGGCCCAUUGUAAGAACAUCCAAAGGUAACCAUGGUGCGGGGGAGGCUCCCGGGCUGGGGGCAGCAGGACCCAAAAGAGGUGCUGGUGCACGUGAACGUAGGAGGGCUGAAGAGGAGCCUUUGCUCCAGCACCCUGAGGAACUUUCCAGAAACCAGACUGGGGAAGCUGCUGAGCUGUGACACAGAGGAGGCCAUCCUACAGGUGUGUGAUGACUACGACGUGCAGCAGAAGGAGUUUUAUUUCGACAGGAAUCCCGGUCUCUUUCCUUACCUUCUUCACUUCUAUCAGACGGGAAAACUACACAUCAUGGAGGACCUGUGCGUCUUCUCCUUCAGCCAGGAGAUAGAAUACUGGGGCAUCAAUGAGUUCUUCCUGGACAGUUGCUGUAGUUACCGUUUCCAUGACCGCAAGCUAGAGAGCAGCCGCCAUCGCAGCUGGGACGAUGAGAGCGACGUCAGCAGUGUGGACACGUCCGUGGACGAGAUCUCAGAUCUAAACAGGGACAUGCUGCGUUUCCAGGAAGUGCCCUAUGGCAAUGCAAGGCGGUGUCUCUGGCUGACCCUGGAGAACCCUGGCUACUCCAUCCCCAGCAAGGUGUUCAGCCUGCUGUCCAUCAGCGUGGUGCUCACCUCCAUCGCUGCCAUGUGCAUCCACAGCAUGCCAGAACACCAGAGCUUCGACGAAGAUGGGAAACUGAUGGAAGACCCCAUCAUGCAGAUUCUGGAGGUCUUCUGUACCUGCUGGUUCUCCUUUGAGGUGGUGACAAGGCUGCUGCUAGCUCCUAACCAGAGGAAGUUCUUCCGCCAUCCUCUGAACAUCAUAGACUUGGUGUCUGUGGUCCCUGUCUACAUCACUGUGACCUUUGACCUCAUGCUGGGGGAAGCGUCAGAACGCGGAAUUCUGGGGGCACUCCUUCAGGUCUUUCGCUUGAUGCGAAUAUUUCGGGUGUUGAAGCUGGCCAGACACUCCACAGGCCUCCGAUCUCUGGGAGCCACGCUACAGCACAGCUACCGUGAGGUGGGCAUCCUGCUGCUGUACCUGGGGGUCGGAGUCUCUGUGUUCUCCGGCAUGGCCUACACCGCCGAGUACGAAGAGGAUGUCGGUCUGGACACCAUCCCGGCGUGCUGGUGGUGGGGGACGGUCUCCAUGACGACGGUGGGCUACGGCGACGUGGUCCCGGUGACGGUGGCGGGGAAGCUGGCGGCCAGCGGCUGCAUUCUGGGCGGCACCCUGGUGGUGGCGCUGCCCAUCACCAUCAUCUUCAACAAGUUCUCCCACUUCUACCGCAAGCAGAAGGCUCUCGAGGCCUCGGUGCGCAACCACGACCCCCAGCAGGGGGUCCGCCGCGCCCAGGAGGGGCCGGAGCCGUCCUCAGACGGAGACAGCCGCUGUCUGGACGACGACGACGAGGAUGAGGAAGAGGAUGAGGAUUAUGAUGUGGACUUUGAGGAGGAUGGGGGCGUGGUUAACUACAGCUAUGUGGAGCAUCCUUCAUACACUGGGAGGACGGAGCGAUGCUGACUGGGAGGACUGGAGUGGACUGGGAGCACUGGUGUGGACUGGGAGGAGGACUGGUGUGGACUGGGAGGAGUGGUGCAGACUGGGAGGAGGAGUGGUGUGGACUGGGAGGAGGAGUGGUGUGGACUGGGAGGAGUGGUAGUGCUGACUGGGAGGAGUGGUAGUGCUGACUGGUUGGAAGAGGAACACUCAAACACCAAGGUUGAAGUCAUGUGUUGCGAAGCCCAAAUCAUACAGAGCGCACAUUUUGCCUCAUAUUUGUAGCGCGACUCAAACUUAGAACUAGAAUCAUACUGUUUUCUUAGGGCGAGUGUAGCAGGACUAGGUUCUUCUGCUUGCUUCAAAAAAAAUGAAGCAAGUGUCUGCCCAAUGCAGCGAUGUGCUUCAGGCUUUAGACUGUUCACUUACUGCCUGACUGCUGUUUGACCAACCAAAUGAACAAAACCGCUCACCACUACAAAACAGGACAAAACAGGAAGUUAGGGGAACAUUAUAUGGUCUGACAUCCUCUCAGCGAUCUCUCCUCAGUAUUCAGCUUUACCCUUGUUAAGACGCAAUGGCAGGACGCUCAAAUGCUAAACCCUCGAUGUCUCUCAACCAAUGACGUCCAAGCGGGGCGGAGCUUAGGUGUAUUUUUUUACAAUCUAGCAUGUAAUAAUAAUAAUAAUAAUAAAUGUU